Centrocercus urophasianus (Greater sage-grouse) is the source of this 1183-nucleotide messenger RNA. It is a transcript of the gene CTSE, whose product is annotated as cathepsin E. Gene Ontology annotation, biological process: proteolysis. Gene Ontology annotation, molecular function: aspartic-type endopeptidase activity. The coding region runs from base 53 to 1087 and encodes 344 amino acids. The transcript is spliced from 8 exons. Gene Ontology annotation, cellular component: endosome. NCBI's taxonomy places the organism in Eukaryota, Metazoa, Chordata, Aves, Galliformes, Phasianidae. The record is from RefSeq and is a predicted model, not a curated record.
GCUGCGGGACCGUGGGCAGCUCUCCCAGUUCUGGAAGGCCCACAGGCUGGACAUGGUGCAGUACACACAGGACUGCUCUCUCUUCGGGGAAGCCAACGAGCCCCUCAUCAACUACCUGGAUAUGGAGUACUUUGGGCAGAUUUCCAUCGGGACCCCACCGCAGAACUUCACGGUGAUAUUCGACACGGGUUCCUCCAACCUCUGGGUGCCAUCCAUCUACUGCACCAGCAAAGCCUGCACCAAUCACGCCCGCUUCCAGCCGUCACGCUCCAGCACCUACCAGCCCUUGGGUCUCCCCAUCUCCCUCCAGUAUGGGACCGGCAGCCUGACUGGCAUCAUCGGCUCUGAUGAUGUCACCGUGGAAGGCAUGACUGUGUGCAACCAGCCCUUUGCAGAGAGCGUCAGCGAGCCGGGAAAAACCUUCCAGGAUUCAGAAUUUGAUGGGAUCCUGGGGCUGGCGUACCCCUCGCUGGCCGUGGAUGGGGUCACCCCUGUCUUUGACAACAUGAUGGCCCAAGAUCUGGUGGAACUGCCCAUCUUCUCCGUCUAUAUGAGCUCGAACCCGGACUCCUCCUUGGGUGGAGAAGUGCUCUUUGGGGGCUUUGAUCCCUCCCGCUUCCUGGGCACCCUGCACUGGGUGCCGGUCACAGUGCAGGGCUACUGGCAGAUCCAGCUGGACAAUGUGCAGGUAGGGGGGACGGUGGCUUUCUGUGCCAAUGGCUGCCAGGCCAUCGUGGACACCGGCACGUCUCUGCUCACUGGUCCCACCAAGGACAUAAAGGAGAUGCAAAGAUAUAUUGGUGCCACACCUAUGGAUGGUGAGUACGUCGUGGACUGCAGCCUCCUGAACUCGAUGCCCAUCAUCACCUUCACCAUCAACGGGAUCUCCUACACACUCUCUGCCCAAGCCUACACCCUCAUGGAGCAAAGUGACGGCAUGGACAUCUGCCUCAGCGGCUUCCAGGGUAUGGACGUCCCCCCUCCUGCCGGACCCCUCUGGAUUUUGGGUGACGUUUUCAUCCGACAGUAUUAUUCUGUCUUCGACCGUGGAAAUAACCGGGUGGGCUUCGCACCCGCUGCCCCUUAGGGCUGUGAGUCCUAUGGGGUGGGAGGGAAGUGGAGCCGCCGGGUUGCGGCCAUGGCCACGAGUGGGGCAGGAGCUGCUCAGCGCCAUGGGGAUGGA